AUGACUGAAACAAAUUUCUCAGUGCAGGGGUACAAUUUGGUAAAACUUUUGAAGAGAUUGGAGGAUGCUACUGCCAGAUUGGAGGAUGUUACGAUUUAUCAAGAAGGCUAUGUUCAAUCCAAGUUUGGCUUAGAGAAAGACGGUAAGGUUGAUGGGUUCGCUGAUUCUGUUACUGCUUCUUCUGCUGAAAGAAUUGCUAGUGCAGGUUCAGGCGCAUCAGCAGCUUCUAAAGAAGCCGCAACACCGGUAGCAACAGCACCAAACAGUACUGGUGAAUCGAAGGAGGAAGAACCGAAAUCAAUUCAAGAAUUUAAGCAUUUCAUUGAACAGAACGUUGAUCCUUUGGUUAAAUUAUCCGCUGAAAUUGAUCCUACUGUUGAAAAAGCUGUGGUGUUUUUAGCCAACGCUUUCAAAGCUCAGUUGGUGUUUUUAAAGGCAGCAGUACAAUCAAAGAAGCCAGACUUUUCGUCAUCUGCAUUCGUGAAAGGUUUGACCCCAAUUAACGAGAACAUCUUCUCUAUUGGUGAGUUGAAAGAGGAGAACCGUAACAGUAAGUAUUUCGCUCAUUUGAAUGCUAUCUCUGAGGGAUCACCACUGUUCUCAUGGAUUGCUGGAUCUACACCUGUGUCUACUAUCACUGAUUUCAAGGACGCUGCCCAGUUUUGGACAAAUAGAAUCUUGAAAGAAUUCAGAAGCACUGAUCCUAAAUCCGUUGAAUGGGUCCAACAAUUUUUGUCCGUUUUCGAUAGCUUGAAGCUGUACGUUAAGGAAUACCAUACCACAGGUGUGACUUGGAACGACACUACUGGUGAGGAUUUCGAAACCGUAUACGAAAGAGUUUCCAACGAGGGAUCCGGAGCUUCUUCUUCUGGUGCUACUUCCAGUGAGCCGCAUAGUUCAGGCGCCGGAGCUCCUCCACCUCCACCUCCACCUCCUCCGGCUUCCGUAUUCGAAGUCAAUGAACAAUCAAAAGAACAAGAAUCUGGUGGAAUCGGUGCUGUGUUUGCUGAGUUAAACCAAGGUGAAAACAUCACUAAAUCCUUAAAGAAAGUAGAAAAGUCUCAGCAAACACAUAAGAACCCAGAACUUCGUGCCUCAGGGAAGGUUUCUGACAAAGCUGUUCCUCCACCUAAACCAAAGAAACCAUCUACUCUGAAGACUAAGAAGCCUCCAAGAAAGGAAUUGAUCGGUAAUAAAUGGUUUAUUGAAAAUUAUGAAGAUGAAGCCGAACCGUUAGUGAUCGAAACUAAAAUUGACGAAUCUGUUUUCAUCGGUAAAUGUGUCAACACAUUGGUACAAAUCAAAGGUAAGGUCAACGCAGUUACUGUCAAUGAAACAGAAAAAUGCAGUUUAGUGCUAGAUUCUUCCAUCAGUGGUGUGGAUAUUAUUAAAUGUUUGAGAUUUGGUAUUCAAGUGGAAAACACCCUGCCACAAAUCACCAUCGACGCGUCUGAUAGCGGCUCCAUUUAUUUGAGUAAAAACUCUUUACAGGCUCAAAUUUUCACCUCUUCUAGCACUGGUAUUAACAUCAACACUCCAACUGGUCCCGAUGGUGACUUCGUUGAAGUUCCACUUCCAGAACAGAUGAUACACACUUUCGUCGAAGGUAAACUACAAACCAAGAUUUACGAACAUGCUGGUUGA
Kluyveromyces lactis is the source of this 1644-nucleotide messenger RNA. RefSeq names its product adenylate cyclase-binding protein (gene SRV2). Gene Ontology annotation, cellular component: cytoplasm. Gene Ontology annotation, molecular function: adenylate cyclase binding; actin binding. Gene Ontology annotation, biological process: regulation of adenylate cyclase activity; cytoskeleton organization. NCBI's taxonomy places the organism in Eukaryota, Fungi, Ascomycota, Saccharomycetes, Saccharomycetales, Saccharomycetaceae. The transcript has a single exon. The record is from RefSeq and is a predicted model, not a curated record. The coding region runs from base 1 to 1644 and encodes 547 amino acids.